Echinostoma caproni is the source of this 480-nucleotide messenger RNA. The record is from the annotation of a GenBank genome assembly. NCBI's taxonomy places the organism in Eukaryota, Metazoa, Platyhelminthes, Trematoda, Plagiorchiida, Echinostomatidae.
AUGACAGAUGAAAAGUUACUUACGUUCUUUGCUGAGGUGGAAAAAAUUGUGAACAAUCGUCCGUUAACUCCGAUAUCCGAUGAUGUUAAGGAUUUGGAAGUUAUCACUCCAAAUAAGUUGUUAUUACUUGGAAAUAAUGAAACAGUGAUAGAUCAUUUGGAAUUUCCGCAAGUUUGCAUUCGCCUUUGGCGAAGAGUUCAGGCAUCGGUUGAUACCUUUUGGAAACGAUGGAAGUCUGAAUAUUUGGCCUCCUUGCAAGAAAGACACAAAUGGCAGGGAGAGGGUAGGGAUUUGAAGGUGGGAGACCUGGUGCUCGUGACCACUGAAGGUGUCCAAAUAAAUUGCUGGCCGUUAGGAGUUGUUAAUGAGGUUCUUCCUACUAAAGAUGGUUUGAUAAGGGAAGUCUUGGUUCGCAAAGCUCAUGGGACUCUGCGACGUGAUGUACGCAAUUUAUGUUGGUUAGAAGGUGAUGACGGUUAA